AUGGAAAAAAUUGAUGCCGCCGAGGAGUAUUUCAAGAAGCACUUCUUUCAGCCUGAGUGGGGCUACGAUCCGAAGCUGUUUAACCGUGCGGGCUGGGAGCACAUCGUAUCGAAGCACGGGGGCUGCUUGCCGGUCAGCAUCAAGGCUGUACCCGAGGGCACGGUGCUACCUUACAAAAACGUUCUGUUCACGAUGGAGAACACAGACCCGGAGUGCUAUUGGCUCACGAACUAUCUGGAGUCCUUGCUCGUCCAGGUUUGGUACCCCACGACUGUUUGCAGCCAGGGACGUGCGAUGAAGAAAAUCAUCACAAAGUACCUCCGGGAGACUGGAUGUGGAGGUGCGAUCGACAGGGGAAGCCACGUUCUCAAGCUCCAUGAUUUCGGUUUCCGUGGUGUCUCGUCCGUGGAGUCGGCAGGUCUGGGUGGCGGCGCCCACCUCGUCAAUUUCAGGGGCACUGACACGCUGGCUGCCCUGACGAUGCUGAAGGAGUUCUACUCGGAGCCCUGCGCAGGGAGUUCCAUUCCGGCCUCCGAGCACAGCACGAUGACCACCUGGGGCAGAGAAGGCGAGCUCGACGCAAUGAGGAAUAUGCUGCAGAAGUACCCCACGGGUUUCGUCGCCUGCGUCAGUGACAGCUACAACAUAUUCGACGCCUGCAGCAACAUCUGGGGGGACGCUCUGAGGGCGACGAUCGAGAAUCGCGAGGGCACUCUGGUCGUUCGCCCGGACAGCGGGGAACUGCCAAAGACUGUCCUCGAGGUGCUCCAGGUGCUGGAGAACAAGUUCGGGUCCACGACCACCCACACGGGGCACAGGCUCCUGCCACCGUACAUCCGCGUCAUCCAGGGAGACGGCGUGGACAUCGAGUCACUGGAGAAGACCCUGAAGGAGAUGCGCAAGGAGAUGUGGGCUGCCGAUAACCUGGCGUUCGGCAGCGGGGGGGCGCUGCUACAGAAGAUGCACCGGGACACACAGAAGUGCGCGUUCAAGUGCUCCUACGCUCUCAUCAACGGAAAGGACGUAGACGUGGUCAAAGAUCCCAUCACCGACCGGGGCAAGCGGUCGAAGAAGGGCAGGCUCACGCUGGAGUUAGUAGACGGCACGUGGACGACGGUCACGGAAGGCAAUGGCGACCCGAAUUACGACCAUUUGGUGGAGGUGUUCCGCGACGGACGCUUGCUCGUAGAUGAUACUUUGGAAGCCAUCAGGAUGCGCUCGGACGGGUCCCACGUGCCUUCGAGACCUGUCUCGCAGGCUUUCGGCGUGAGCGGGGACCUCUUUAGCAACAUCAUAAUGCUGACAGACUCGUACAAGGUCACGCACCAUGUGCAGUACCCCCGCAGCACCGAGACGAUCUACUCGUAUCCAUGCCGAGGCGGUCAAUUUCCCGAGGUGUGUUUCUUUGGCCUCCAGUAUUAUUUAAAAAGGUAUAUGGUGGGACCCGUAGUUACGGUCGACGCCAUUGAUGCUGCAGAGAAGUGCUUCAAAUUGCACUUCGCUGAGGGUGGGAGGCUGUUCAAUCGAUCAGGGUGGGAGUACAUUCUCAGGGAACACGGCGGACACCUGCCGGUAAUAAUCAAGGCGGUGCCAGAGGGGACUGUUCUUCCCUACAAGAACGUGCUGUUCACGAUGGAGAACUCGGACCCGAGAUGUUUCUGGCUGACGAACUACCUGGAGACACUGCUGGUGCAGGUGUGGUACGCCACCACCGUCUGCACCCAGAGCCGGGAGAUGAAGAAGAUCAUCCGGGAGGAUAUCUCAAGAUGA
Prorocentrum cordatum is the source of this 1770-nucleotide messenger RNA. Lineage: Eukaryota; Dinophyceae; Prorocentrales; Prorocentraceae. The record is from the annotation of a GenBank genome assembly.